Molecule: messenger RNA, 2332 nt
Organism: Misgurnus anguillicaudatus (oriental weatherfish)
Lineage: Eukaryota; Metazoa; Chordata; Actinopteri; Cypriniformes; Cobitidae
Gene: csf1a
Product: colony stimulating factor 1a (macrophage)
Cellular component (GO): membrane
Molecular function (GO): cytokine activity; growth factor activity
Source: RefSeq, a predicted model, not a curated record
CAAAGCCAGGAGAUCUUUAGAAGGGCUUACGGGAUCUUUAUUGGGAUCAAAACGGAAAACAAAAAGGUUUCCAAUGAAUCUACAUGAGGACUUUAUUUUUUUCUACGUGCUCAGGUCAGCCAGAUGAACACACACAUAACAGCCCACAAAGCCAAGGUAAGGCAUCAGUGGUUCGUCCUUAUCCUGUGCUUUUAUUUGGUCUAUGCUGGUGUGCCAGGCCCAUGUAAGCACUCUGUCACCCAGGGCCAUCUCCUGAAUUUAAGACGUCUGAUUAAAAACCAGCUGCAAAAUGGUUGUUCAAUCACAUACUCAUUUACUGAACGUCAGAACCUGAGUGUUGUGUGUUAUGUCAAAGCAGCCUUCCCACACAUACUUGAGCUACUCAACACCCAGUUCAGAUAUGCCAAAGACUCGGACAAUUAUCGUUACACGAAUUCACUGAAAAACGUGAUCUACAACAUAUAUUCCCAGGGAUGCAUCCCUUUAAUCAAUGAAGAGCUUGAGAACAGCCCAGUGAAAACUCAAAUGACCUCGGCCAAGGCAGCUUUGGAGAAAGCAGAGGAGGUGAUUCACAUGUACGUGGAUCUGAUGACCAAGAGUGACAAGCCUGUAGACUGGAACUGUGAGGAGGAGUACACAGAGGAUUACCCAGAAUCCUUUACUGAACCAUUCAGCCAAUCACCAGGUGUCUCACAAUGUCCAUGCACUUGCCCAGCAUCAAGUACUGGAACAACUAAGACAUCACUGCCCACAAACCAGUGGAAUAUUUACCUAAAAUCUACUCCAAUUCCACAAAGACUGUCCUUUUCACAUGUGGACGGGAGAUCUGAACAACCGAAGUCUGAUAUUAAACAACAAGGAUCAAAAUCAAACCCAUCUCAAUGGAUAUCUACUACAAUGACACCAAUAAAAGAAGCUUUAAACAACUUCCCCAUCGGUAGCUCUUCAGUUUUAAUGGAUAAAAGCUCAGAUUCAGAGAUGGAGUAUACGCCGUCACCGGGUGUUUCCCCUUCUUUAUUAACUAUAAAGGAAUUACCUGAUUUCCUUCCUGGUACAACUGAUUUUAUAAUGCAAUCAACCCCACAUGGCCCAUAUCAACAAGACACAGGAGACAGCAUUCAGAGAAGUACUGCUCUUUUACUUGCCAAGAGGUCUUUACAUUCCAAAAGCCAAGAAGGAUCAUCUAAUUCCCAUAACAAAUUGCUCCAGACAUGGCUCUCUACAACAUCUGACCCCACAGAUGUUUUAAAGACCGUGGAGACAGGAAUCCCCCCUGUUGCAAAAGAUAAACCCUUUCAAAUGCUUCGAAUGAGCAAACACAUGGUACCAGUAACAAGCACAGGUCUGCCUUCUUUGAAAACAGACGUGCAUUUGUCAGAACAUUUGACCGAGCUGGUUGAACAACUUGGUCAUCCAAACAGUCCUCAUGAAAAUGUUCAAAUACAAACACCAAUAAAAGAGCACAAAAACAUCAUAAAAACCAUCAGUGAGACAAAACUCAACCAAGACAGCAGAUCCCAGGAAGACUACCAGGAGAUCCACACUGCUAAAGAUGAUCAAGAUAGAGGAGCACAGAUGAACUCUGCCAUGACAAAAAGCAGCGGUACAUUCAUCUCUUUCAGCUGUGUACUCAUAAUUACAUUGGUGUGUGGUGGACUUCUGCUUUGAACUGUGCUGUUUAACAGACAACUGAAAGUAAAUGUCCCAAGAUGGCUCUUUGAAAUAAAUCAAAACAAGGUGUUGUCAUUUAAACAGCUCAGACGGAAAAGGACUAGAAACAUAAAACCAGAAGCUAUGGAUUUGACUAUUUAUUCAAGACAUACAUUGACAUGCAAAGUUUCAGUUAGCAUGAAGUUGUAUUGGAGAAACCUUUCAUUGCUUAAAAUAUUUCCAAAAAUCAGGAUUUGGUAAGCAGGCCUUGUCAUAUUUGUAAUAUGAACAUAUUUUUAUGCAUCCUUGCACAAACCCUUGUCUUAUUCUUGUUUCCUUUGCACAGCUAAAAUGAAAAUAUUGGAAAUAUUAAUAACCUUUAAAAAAAAGACAGACAAGAGUGAAAGUUUAUUUUGUAAAAAAAGCUUAAAAGAAAUAAGACAAUAUGUUGAAUACAAAUAUGUAUGAAUAUGUCUCAUUUGUAAAUUGCUUUGGAUAAAAGAAUCUGGCAAAUGAAUAAUAUAAAAUAUUUUGCUCGGCAAAUAUGAAUAAAAUAAGUCUUAAGUAUAAAUGCAUUUUGUGCAGUCCAAACAAUCUGAAUGGUAAAAUGGUCUGUGCUUAACAAGAAUCGACAUAAACAAUAUGUUUGCCAUUACACAUUUACAAUAAAAAUCAUCCAAUA